Molecule: messenger RNA, 864 nt
Organism: Nannospalax galili (Upper Galilee mountains blind mole rat)
Lineage: Eukaryota; Metazoa; Chordata; Mammalia; Rodentia; Spalacidae
Product: proline-rich protein 23A3-like
Exons: 1
Coding region: 1-864 (287 amino acids)
Source: RefSeq, a predicted model, not a curated record
AUGUGGCACCUGCCAGCACCCGGCACAUCAAGCCUCGCCAGCCCCGCGCCUCGCCAGCACCGCAGCGCCGUCCACAUGCUGGGCGUCCGGCCCCGCAGCCCCAGCGCUGAACCCGCGCCCUCCUGGACACCGCAGCCCGAAGCACCGGGUCCUGCCAAGCGCCGCCGCCUCCACCAGCCCGCAGGCCCCGAAGCCCUGCCAACGCCCGGCCUGGAAGCCCCCGCGGGGCCCACCAGCGCCGCGCUCCCCUCCACCUCCGUGGUGCUCCUGGCCUCCGGCUGCGCCCUGCAGCUGACCCUGGACGGCGUCGACCUGCUGCUGCAGCCCGAGCCCACCUCGCUCCUGCAAGUGUCGCUGCAAGGACACACCGUCAUCCUGGUCCCCGAGGGCCUCCUGAGCUGCGCCCACCCAAGCCCUGGACGGCUGGAACACGCGCCCGCCGGCCUGCAGGUGACAGCUCCCCUGGACACGCCCCAGGACCACCUCGUCGUCAUGGAGGAGGAAUCCUGGGAGUCGGUCCCAGACAUCGCCUGCCAAGAGGACGCCAGUGAUUGGGACGCGGACCCAGGCAUCCUGAUGCCCCGGGACCACCUCGUCGUCAUGGAGGAGGAAUCCUGGGAGUCGGUCCCAGACAUCGCCUGCCAAGAGGACGUCUAUGACCAGGACGCAGACCCAGGCAUCCUGGCACCUUGGAUGGAUACUCCAGCUGGCCCUGCCGAGGGCUUCCCUCCUUCCACAGGGGCGUCCAUGCGCUGGCCUCAGGACCGAGUCCCAGAGCCCUGGUCUCCGGUGUCCUCCUCAAGUGCGGAGAGUCUCGAUCCACCGUCCAUCUGGGACCUGGACAGCUGCACGCUCUCAGAGUAA